Messenger RNA from Nymphalis io (European peacock), 578 nucleotides. Its product is annotated as general odorant-binding protein 72-like. Gene Ontology annotation, biological process: olfactory behavior; sensory perception of smell. Gene Ontology annotation, molecular function: odorant binding; dibutyl phthalate binding. The transcript has 5 exons. Gene Ontology annotation, cellular component: extracellular region. The record is from RefSeq and is a predicted model, not a curated record. NCBI's taxonomy places the organism in Eukaryota, Metazoa, Arthropoda, Insecta, Lepidoptera, Nymphalidae. The coding region runs from base 29 to 499 and encodes 156 amino acids.
CUUGUCUUUAUAACUCUGGGAUCGCUUCAUGCGUUCAUAUGUUGGCUCGAGUCUAAGCAAACUGAGUGAAAUGGAUCGAAAAGAUUUUUCUUUAUUAAUAAUUCUUAUAGUUCUGGCCAGCGGCACGGACAGUAUGACAAGGCAACAAUUAAAAAAUUCAUCUAAAAUGUUGAAAAAAAAUUGUAUGGGCAAGAACGAUGUCACAGAAGAUUUGGUGGGAGAUAUUGAAAAAGGAAAAUUUAUCCAGGACAAAAAUGUCAUGUGCUAUAUUGCAUGUAUUUAUCAAAUGUCGCAAAUUGUAAAAAAUAACAAGUUAAACUACGAAGCCUCAAUAAAACAAGUAGACAUUAUGUUUCCCGUCGACAUGAAGGACGCCAUGAAAUCUUCCAUUGAAAAAUGUAAAGAUAUAUCUAAAAAAUACAAAGAUAUAUGUGAAGCGUCAUACUGGACAGCAAAAUGUAUAUACGAAGAUAAUCCAAAGAACUUUGUAUUUCCGUAAUAAUAUUCAAAUUAAACUAAUUGUUACUAAUAUUUUAUGAACUACAAUAUGUAAUAAUUAUAAAUUAUACUUACUUUGU